AUGCGCCGCGCUCACACCCAGGGUGGGGCGGGCUCUGCAGUGACGUUACCGUACCGAGGCGGGGCAGAGGGGCGGUCCUGGAGGUGCCGGAGCGCCCUGUGUGUGGCCCACGGUGCCCUCUUUGUAUUCGAGCCGCGUGGGAAGGGAGCUGCCCCCAGCAUCUUUGGCAAGGUUGUCUGCUGCAGUCACUGUAAAGGGACUUUGGACAAGGAGGUGCUAGUUGUACUGCAAGGGAAGCCAUAUGUAUUUGACAGAGUGCUGCCGCCCAACACAACCCAAGAGCAGGUCUACAAUGCCUGUGCGAAGCAGAUUGUCAAAGAUGUCCUUGAGGGUUAUAAUGGGACCAUCUUUGCAUAUGGGCAGACUUCAUCAGGAAAAACCCAUACCAUGGAGGGGAAGUUGCAUGAUCCUCAACUUAUGGGCAUUAUACCGAGGAUUGCACAUGAUAUUUUUGAUCACAUCUAUUCCAUGGAUGAGAACCUGGAGUUUCACAUCAAGGUUUCCUAUUUUGAAAUCUACUUGGACAAAAUAAGGGACUUACUUGACGUGUCCAAGACCAACUUAGCUGUUCAUGAAGAUAAAAACAGAGUCCCCUAUGUAAAGGGGUGCACUGAGAGGUUCGUUUCAAGCCCUGAGGAGGUCAUGGAUGUGAUAGAUGAGGGCAAAGCAAACCGACAUGUGGCUGUGACAAACAUGAAUGAACACAGUUCGAGGAGUCACAGUAUCUUCCUGAUUAACAUUAAACAAGAGAAUGUGGAGACUGAAAAAAAACUCAGUGGGAAGCUGUAUUUGGUUGACUUGGCUGGGAGUGAAAAGGUCAGCAAAACUGGUGCCGAGGGAGCUGUUCUGGAUGAAGCUAAAAAUAUCAACAAGUCUUUGUCUGCUCUUGGAAAUGUGAUCUCUGCCUUGGCUGAAGGGACAAAAACACAUGUGCCAUACCGGGACAGCAAGAUGACUCGGAUUCUCCAGGACUCUUUGGGUGGGAACUGUAGAACCACAAUUGUCAUUUGCUGUUCUCCUUCCGUCUUCAAUGAAGCUGAGACCAAGUCCACGCUGAUGUUUGGACAGAGAGCAAAGACCAUCAAAAAUACAGUCUCGGUGAACUUGGAACUAACAGCAGAAGAAUGGAAGAAGAAAUAUGAAAAGGAGAAAGAUAAGAACAAGGCCUUGAAGAGUGUUAUCCAGCAUCUGGAGAUGGAGCUGAACAGGUGGCGGAAUGGGGAAGCUGUGCCUGAAGAUGAACAGAUAAGUGCCAAGGACCAAAAGAACCUGGAGCCCUGCGACAACACACCCAUCAUAGACAACAUCACGCCCGUUGUUGUCGGCAUCUCUGCAGAGAAGGAGAAGUAUGACGAGGAGAUCUCUAGUCUGUACCGACAGCUAGAUGAUAAGGAUGAUGAAAUUAACCAGCAGAGCCAGCUGGCUGAAAAGCUAAAGCAACAGAUGUUGGAUCAGGAUGAGCUUCUAGCUUCUACAAGGAGGGACUAUGAGAAGAUACAGGAGGAGUUGACACGUCUCCAGAUUGAAAAUGAGGCAGCCAAAGAUGAAGUGAAAGAAGUCCUCCAGGCCCUGGAGGAGCUGGCUGUCAAUUAUGACCAGAAGUCACAGGAAGUGGAGGACAAGACCAGGGCCAAUGAGCAGUUGACGGAUGAGCUGGCCCAGAAAACGACAACACUGACAACCACACAGAGAGAGCUGAGUCAGCUACAAGAGCUUAGCAAUCACCAGAGGAAGAGAGCCACGGAGAUCCUGAACCUGCUGCUGAAGGAUCUGGGGGAGAUAGGUGGAAUCAUUGGCACCAAUGAUGUGAAGACGCUGGCAGAUGUGAAUGGAGUCAUUGAAGAGGAGUUCACCAUGGCACGCCUAUACAUUAGCAAGAUGAAGUCGGAGGUCAAGUCCCUUGUGAACCGUAGCAAGCAGCUGGAGAGUGCCCAGAUGGACUCCAACAGAAAGAUGAAUGCCAGCGAACGGGAGCUGGCAGCUUGCCAGUUGCUGAUCUCCCAGCAUGAAGCCAAGAUCAAAUCUCUGACGGACUACAUGCAGAACAUGGAACAGAAGAGGAGGCAGCUGGAAGAGUCUCAGGACUCACUCAGCGAAGAGCUGGCCAAGCUUCGAGCCCAAGAAAAAAUGCAUGAAGUCAGCUUCCAAGAUAAGGAGAAGGAACAUCUGACAAGGCUCCAGGACGCCGAGGAGAUGAAGAAGGCUCUGGAGCAGCAGAUGGAGAGUCACCGGGAAGCACACCAGAAGCAGCUGUCCAGACUUCGUGAUGAAAUUGAGGAGAAGCAGAAAAUCAUUGAUGAGAUUCGGGACUUGAACCAGAAACUGCAACUGGAACAGGAGAGGCUGAGCUCUGAUUAUAACAAGCUGAAAAUAGAGGACCAGGAGAGAGAAGUGAAACUGGAGAAGCUCCUGUUGCUCAAUGAUAAAAGGGACCAAGCCAGGGAGGACCUCAAGGGGCUGGAGGAGACUGUGUCUAGAGAACUCCAGACCCUUCAUAACCUGCGCAAACUCUUCGUCCAGGAUUUGACCACCCGGGUGAAAAAGAGUGUGGAGUUGGACAGCGAUGAUGCAGGGGGUAGCGCCGCCCAGAAGCAGAAGAUCUCCUUCCUGGAGAAUAACCUGGAGCAGCUUACCAAGGUGCACAAGCAGCUGGUCCGGGACAAUGCAGAUCUGCGCUGUGAACUCCCCAAGCUGGAGAAGAGGCUGCGAGCUACUGCUGAGCGUGUCAAGGCCCUGGAGAGUGCACUGAAAGAGGCCAAGGAGAAUGCCAUGAGGGACCGCAAACGCUACCAGCAGGAGGUGGAUCGCAUCAAGGAGGCUGUGCGAGCCAAGAACAUGGCCAGGAGGGCACAUUCGGCUCAGAUCGCCAAGCCCAUCCGCCCAGGACAUUACCCGGCAUCAUCUCCAACAGCUGUCCAUGCCGUCCGAGGAGGAGGUGGCUCUUCAAACCCUACUCACUACCAGAAGUAAAUGCAGAGUGAGUCCCUGCAAGUCUGGGGUGUUUUCUCUUUGCAGCAGACAUGGGCUUAUUUGGAGGCAGAGCUCUUGCUACUCCAGAGCCCCACCCUAGC
Messenger RNA from Cricetulus griseus (Chinese hamster), 3071 nucleotides. Lineage: Eukaryota; Metazoa; Chordata; Mammalia; Rodentia; Cricetidae. The record is from RefSeq and is a predicted model, not a curated record.